GCACACAAGACAUUUAAACUCUUACUGGUGCUGAUGUUGAGGGGUAGGGCUCAGUGGUUCUAUCAAAACCCAAACGCGCACGAGAGCGCGCGCACUCGUCACUCGCAGAGCAUCAGUUCAGAAGGGAUGCAACAAAACCGGACCUUUUCCCACAGGACUGUUUAGCUGAUUUCUUUCUUUCGGACAAUCAUAUACUCUUAUAAUCGCGUUAUGUUAUAUGUGAGUGUCGCGGCGGUAAGGCGCACAGCCAGAUGAGCAAAGCUAAGAGGAUUUAAUGCAGCUGGACACGAGCCACAUUGAGUGAAGAAGAUUAUAUUGUUUUAAUCAAAUGCAAAGAAGUUUUUAUUGCUGGUCACUUUAGUUCGAGUUGUGGAGGGGUGAUGUUUGUGUUCUGUUGGUCUGUUAUGUGAUUUAAGUGUUUUUUGCACUAGUAUAUAAAAAUGAUCACCCUACAAAGAUGCAUGACUUCAGCUUCACAGUAAAGGGGCAUUCUGACAAACUCUGGACCUGAUCUUUACUUGCCCAAAUCUGGAUUCAUUAUAGGCAAAGAUGUGUCAGUGUUACUCUGCGCUGCUUGUGCUCUGUUUGCACAUGGUGACUUGUGGAGCAGAGCUCAGAACAGCUGUGUCUCGUCUGGGUUGGAGUGAAAGUGAUAAGGAGGCGAGCAACCCUCCUUACGGCUCUCGUUCGGGGAAUCUCAAAUCCAUGCGGCUUUUCCCCCACCCGUCCCAAUCUGACACUCAAAGCCACGAUGCUCCUCCAGACCCCGGAGCACUAGAUCUGUGGACUUGGUUAUCAAACCAAACCGACACAGAAGGCAUCCUCUCCAGGGCCAAACGUCGUCCCUAUGUGAAAACCGGCAAGUUUAAGAAGAUGUUCGGCUGGGGCGACUUUCAUUCAAACAUCAAAACGGUCAAGCUAAACCUACUCAUCACCGGGAAAAUUGUCGAUCACGGCAACGGAACCUUUAGUGUGUAUUUCCGUCACAAUUCUACCGGACUCGGCAACGUAUCCGUCAGCCUGGUCCCACCGUCCAAGUCCGUUGAUUUUGAGAUCACUCAGCAGGAAACGAUAGAGGUGCCUAAAGACAAUAAGGCUUUCAAUUGUCGCGUGGAGUACGAGAAGACAGACCGGAGCAAGAGGACGUCCGUUUGCAGCGACUUCCCGAACAGGGUCUGUCUCCAGGAGCAGACCCAGAGUCAUGUGUCCUGGCUUUGCUCCAAGCCCUUUAAAGUCAUCUGCAUCUACAUUGACUUCUUCAGUGCAGACUACAAGCUGGUGCAGAAGGUCUGUCCAGACUACAACUACCACAGUGACACUCCCUAUACUUCUGUGGGAUAGCGCUGACGAGAUUGCAUGUGCUGAAUCAUCAUCAUCAUCUCCUUGUUAAAGACUUUAUAGCCUUUUCCCUUCAAACAAAAAACAUCUGACGGAGGCAGAAGUUGGGAGAGCAAACACCCGUUUUGUUAUGAUUGGUUCACCCAAAGAUUUAAUUCUGUCAUUAAAUACUGUGAAACUCCGCUGUAUAAAUGUUUGUUAACAUUUGUGUUAUACAGAAAUAUUUAAUUUCUGGGUAAACUCUUCUUUUAAGGAUUGAGAUCUGACAAUGCUAUAGUCUCCUAAGGACUGUUUCUCAUGCUUUACACAGUGACCCCAGCCGUCCUCAAUGACCCUUGUGAUGUCAUCUGUGUGAAGUUACAAAAGAUUCAAAACAUUUUCCAACCAACGUGGCUGGGAUUUAUGAGUAGAACAAAAAUGUGAGGCAUUUAGUAUUGCAGUCAUUUGUGAUUCCCCUAUUUCAUCCCGACAUGUUUUGUGCUUACCAACCCACAAUAUGAAUAGCGAAGAUAAAUGUUCAAGUCAUAAUGCGAUCUAAUUAUUUUUAUAUUUUGUUUCUGUUAUUAAAAAACCACUGAAAUUUUCCAAA
Molecule: messenger RNA, 1927 nt
Organism: Paramisgurnus dabryanus
Lineage: Eukaryota; Metazoa; Chordata; Actinopteri; Cypriniformes; Cobitidae
Gene: nxph2b
Product: neurexophilin 2b
Molecular function (GO): signaling receptor binding
Source: RefSeq, a predicted model, not a curated record